UGCGCUGUUGGUUUGUUUUCUGCGCAUAUAUAUCUCGCACAUGUUUCUUUGUAUCUGAAAUGCUGUUGAUUUGAGUUUUGGCUAUUUUUCUUCGCGUCUAUGAUUGAUCUUCGGCGUCGGUCGGCCGGAAGACGCAGGAUGUGUUCCUGCCCACACCUGAAAGACUUUAAAAAAGCCGAUGGGUUGAGAGUCUUUCGCAAAAUUCACGCGCAUUUCGUCUGUUGCGGUUCGCGUGAAGCAAGGAAGCGAAAGGUACAACACCAGUUGUAGAUUUCCUUGAUGGAGGUCCAGCGGUCUGAAACACUGCUAGCCUUAUGAUGAUGUUGUUUUUAUAUUUUUCUUGACUAAAGGCCAGCUUGUGCCAUUGUCACGAGUGUGGAACCUACUCCAGCCGUCUUCACUCUUGCCUUUUGUGCGUUUAUUUCGGUUGCUACACCGGAAACCGGCACAUUCACCUUCACGCGCAAUCAACAGGCCAUUCUCUAGGUACGGAAACCGUCUACUUUCGUUUAUACUUCUGUGUCUCCCUUGAUCAACUGUGAACUUUCCGUUUCACAAUAAUUUUGUUUUACUCCGAUUUUUUAGCUUUGGAUUUGACGCAUGGUGCAGUCUACUGUUUCGUGUGCAAAGACAAUGUAUACGAUCUGGAUUUGGAGAAAAUUUGCGUCGAACAGAGCGUCAGGGCCUGGAAGACGUUAGGUAGGAUCAUCAUACAGUGUUGAUCAGUGCAGAGAAAAAGUUUAAUAGUUAAACUAUUAAUAUAAUGCAUAAGGCAAAUCAUGAGGCGUUUACGCGCAUUGUAAAUAUUAAAUAGUUUCAAGCAGUUUAUUUUGUGUCACAUUAUGCUGUUGCACGCAAAUAAAGGAAAUAAGUUAAUUGUACAAUUAUACUGUUUAGGUUAUAACGUACACAUCAUCUUUUAUCUUUGGUAAUUGUUUACUUGCUACAUCUAAUGUUAGAAGGGUAAUAGUGGUUCAUCAUUUUUUGCUCCUAGCCUACAUGUACAUGUACAUGUACUCAUCCUUCUUUCUUCGUGUCCUAGAACCGGGAUUUAAUCCGAUUGUUAUAUCAACGUUGUUGGACAAGCUGUUUGACUUGUCAUCUCCUUACCUCCAGAUUGUUAAGCUAGUGGCUACCGUUUCUGCAAAGUGUUCUAAUUUUAACCAAAUGAUUUUAAUCUUAUAUCUCUCUUUAAUAACAGAGUGGCCGUUUUAAUAUUGAUAAAGCUCUGAUGACCUGCCCAGACAUAAAUCCUGAACAAAUUAACGAAUUCUCCGACAAUAAUAUGCUGACUUUUGAUAAGAAGGAGGAAAAAGUAAAUAUAAUUGUCACCACUAGGUUUGAAUAAAUUCUUUUCUUGACUGAAAUAUAAAUCAAUUUGACAAAUUUAGUUUUCUGUGGCUUUUCAUUUGAAAAAGCUCUCCUUUUUUCAACCUCCCUUCCCCAGGAGUGUAGCUGUAGAAAUUUUUUGGAUCUGGGACCAGGAUUCUUGUUGGGGAAAAAGGGUGAGUGCAAAGAAAGAGGCAAACCAACCAAGGGAUAACGGGGAAAAGGGACACUGCUCUUUCCUCCUCCCCAGUCCCUUGUUCAGCUCUCUUCGCUCGCGGAUUUUUUCCAUCCAGUUAGUAGCCUUUCUUCCUCACCAAGGAUCAUCAGACCUGCCAACCUCUGAUAAAGGAAGAUCUGGAGACCCACAAAAAAAAAAAUUGGGAGAUUCUACUAAAAGGAGUGACCCUUUUUCCAUGCGGGAAAUUAACAGUUUCUUUAAAUAUUACCCUGCUUUAGUUGGGUCCCCUGGGUUGGUUCCCUCCUGUAACAAAUUAGAUAUCGCUUUUUCUUUGACGACUUUAAGAGACAAGAGAAUAGGUCAUCACUGGGAUGAAACUCGUAGCAAAGAGUCAUUUCUUCUGGAUAAGCCAACUUCAUGGGUAAAAUUUUACAAAGCACCAUCCAGCCUUAAAUAGGCACUAUCAUUCCCACGAAAUUUGAUCACAAUUGUCUCUAAAGUCGAGCCUCCAUUAAGCGGCCACCUUUUAAGCAAGCACCCUCCAUUAAGCAACCAGUAUUCAAAGUUCCAAAACAAUAAUAUUGUAGAAAAGAAGGAGGAACUCUUCAGUUUUAAAUUUUGUUCCUCUCAACUCAUGUUUUCCCACAACAUUAUUCUUAAAAACGGUUUUGAUCACAUUCUCUGUGAAUAUUAAAUCCAUUAAAAAACCCAACUCAUAUCCCAGUGCAUUCUGGUAACAGUCCACACUUGGUUUAGGCAGGUUAACCACAAGUCUCAAAUGUUGUUUUCCUACUACAUUGUUUAAAAAAAUUUAGUUGUACAAAUUUUAAAAAAUAAAAAUAAACACUCAUCACUAAAUUUUAAAAAAUAAAAUAAACACUUUUGCCCUCUAGAAAAUCUCAGAUUUUUCAUACAAAUCAUAUGCGGGGCACCCUAGAUUUUACAGUUUCAGAGCACUGGGCUGCCUUCAAUUUUCCUUAGAGCACAGCCUUGGGCGAUUAAGACACCUGGGGUACUGGGGUACCAUUUACAGGUGAAAAGUGGAAAUUUCCAGUUGGAAAAUCAAAUGGUUUGUGCCAUUCCAUUUGGGAAGCUUCUAAAAAUAAGGGCUGUGAUUUGAGGCGAUGCAAUUUUUCAGCUAUUUUUAGUCUGCUCAGCUGGAUAUACUUUGUAUGGGUUCUAGCAUUCUCCCACCAUGUCAAAUUUUAUGGUUUUAUAUACACAAGAUUUCUACCCAGUUGGUUUGCGUAAAUGGUAAGCACCCCAGCUAGUCAAACCUGCUGUAUGGUGAUUUUCUUUUAACCAUAAGUUUUCCAUGUUGUCCUCCAAGAGACAUUUUUUCCAACAAUAUUUUUACAACAGAUUUUAAUCUGCAUUUUCUGCAAAAAAUAGUAGAUCUGAAAAGUGAUAACCAAGACACUUGUGUGACUUAAACUAGCCUUCAAACCCAGGCAUAGUGUCAGCUUUUACAGAUAAAUAAAUUACAAGAAGGUGAUUGAUUUGAUUACUGUACUUGAUUAACAAAAUUUUCACCAAUUUAGUAAACUGUAUGCAAUUAUUGUUAAAUCUCUCUGCAAAAUACAAGGUUUUACUUUUAAGCAAAUCAAGUCUCCUCUUGUACUAAUUUUGUAAUUUUGUUGUUAAAGCCACCAGUGACCAAUCCAUUAUUUUUAAAACACCAGUGACUCGUAAAAUGAGUUGUAAACUUAAAUAAAAUCUUUUACAUGCACUUUUUCUGUCUUCACUGUUACUUUAUGUGCAGACAUCAAACACUCCAUUGGCUGCUCAUAUUUAGUUAGUAGUUGGACUCUUACAUGUAUGUGUGUAUUAAUAAGUAUAGUAAAAUUAUUUUACGAUACUUCUCUAUGGCUACGAAUUUGUUGAUAUAAACCAAAGAAUUGGUACUUUUAUUGGGGAUGAGUGUGACGUCUCUAUUCUGAAGACUAUGUUCUGUUCUUAUUCAAAUAAAACUACAUUUAAUGUUCACAUGGAUAAUUUUCCUGAGGGAGAGGGCGGGGGGUAACAACUGUAAUGAAAAUAAUGGGGUUGCAUUUUCCAUAAAAAUGGGGUCGCACAUAUUUGGGACUUUAGGGGUAAGAAAAUUCUGGUGAGUAGAGAUUUAAAAAUGGAAAGAUUUACAUUUAAAAAAGUGACAGAAAGUGACUAAGUUUGGGUCCCAAAAGUUACAUUUUGCUCAGAGGUGACAGAUGGGGUCUGUAAUUUUGCCACAGAAUUGGGUUAGGGGUCAAGAGAGGCCAGCCGCAUCAUAGCCAAAAUUGUCCCCAGGCACUUUGAAUGUAAGGGAUUUUGAACUUGGAAAUGCCCUAUUUCUCAGGAAGAAUUUCACAUCAUAGUAUGUAUCAACAAUGCUUCUUUUACACAGGAAAAGGCCGUGUUAAGUACGUUCCUUGGGAACCAAACAAAUCAGAGGUUCAACUUCUCAAAGAGAACAAAAAGAGAAUCAAGGUGGAGAAGAAUUCUUUUAUAGGUGAGUUAAAAAAUGUUUGUCAGUAUUAUGGACACCAGCUAAAGCAUGUAACUGCCAUCAAGCAGCUCAUUGCCUUAUGGAUGGUAAUAAUGCUUAAGAUCAUUCGUGGUCUGCCAAGCCACAUUGACAAUGGAGGUCAAAAGGCCAGCUGAGACCUAUGUAGGUCUUACCAAGAACUCUUUCACGACCAGAUACAUGAACCAUUAAAAUGUUUCAGAGACCCAAACAAGAGACUCAGAAUAGAACUUUGCAAGUAUAUCUGGCAUUUGAAAGACACUAAGAUAGAAUUUAAUGUAACUUGGAAGAUUUGAAAGCAAGCAGCGCCUUUCAAUCCCUCUUCAAACCGCCUGUGGGAAAAAUAUUUUAACAUUUGCAGACCCGAUCUGGGGAGCUAGAACAAGUGAAAUAAACUUGUUACCUUCUUACAGGCAUGCGCACAAAUUUCUCCUCAUUGGCUUUAUAUCUGCUGCAGUUGUCACACAAUAGUUUCUGAUUCAAAUUCCAGAAAUUCUGUACGCGCAUGUGUAGUAUCAGAGUGUGUUGUAACAAACUUUUCAUUUGGUAAUUUUAUCUCAGGAGUGCCCCACAUGUUGUGUGGUACAAAACUAAAUAGUAAUAAAAUGCCAAGUCGGAUCAGAUCACCUCAACAAUGCUUUAGUCCUUGCAUUGAGCACUCUGCAAUAGUCAUGCAUGUAUAUCAACUGGUAAAAUAUCUACAUGUGCAGAUAAAAUUAGUCUCGUUUCUAAAAAAAUUUACACAGGUAUGUUUUUUUUUCUUUUCAAUAUGCAAAACAAAGGUUUUGAAAUUCACACUAGAAAAUGCAUAUCCCCUCUCUUUAAAGGGCCUCUGUAUUGCUUUGUGAAAUUUGUGCGGACAUGUGUCACUGGGAUUCUGAAACCCUAAUAGCUUACAACAGACCAGAUUCAGCUGAAUCUAGACUACACACAAAGAAUUCCUACCCUAUCUCAGAGAUUAUUUGCAAGAAACUCUAAAAUACACUGUACUUGUAAUUUUUAGUUACUCUUGUCUUUUGAGUGAUAUCCAUUUUUACUUUAUUGCAGGUUUAAGAGGACUUACUAACCUUGGGAAUACAUGUUUCAUGAACUGUAUAGUUCAGGCUUUGACUCACACUCCAUUACUGAGAGACUAUUUCUUGUCUGAUCAGCAUGUCUGUACUGGAGAAAGAGAUCAGUGUAUUGUUUGUGAAGUCGGGUCCGUCUUCCAGGAGGUGAAUAAAAUUAAUAGUAUGAUUAUUAGAAAGUCAACAUUCUUAAGUUUUUCUGGAUGAAGCAGUGGUAUCAUACCCCCCCUCCCUGUAUAUCCCUCAUGUAGUUUAUGUGUAGCGGUAACUUGAAAUUCCUCUUCUUAAGUCUGACCACUAUCAUAUCCUCUUCAAUUUUGGUUGAAUCGUAGCGUUGCAUUUACGCUAUUAUUAACCUGUAGUACUCAGUUUACCAAAAAAUUACAUCUAUGUCGUUAUCAGAUACUCUAGACUAUAUUAAACAAUGAAUUUAUGAAUUUCAUAUCUAAUCUCAAUCGUGGAAUCGAGAAAUAAUUGAAGAGAGUAUUAUCACAGUUAAAGGCUCAACUUAUGCAGUUGCGAAAAGAAGGCAUGAGAAAAUUCAGGCUCGAUGGAUUCUAACUCUUGACCCCUGUGAUACCGCUUCAUUGAUCUAAAUCGUUGCAUGAUUUAGUCAUAGAAAACAUCAAAUCAGUUGCAGUUUUGAGUUAGCAGACUACAACAUGCCUUGCAUAAAUGUUUUCGUCUUUCAGUUUUAUUCAGGUCAAAAGAAUCCACAUACUCCUUUUAAACUGCUUCAUCUUGUUUGGACACAUGCCCGCCAUUUAGCUGGUUAUGAACAGCAAGAUGCACAUGAGUUCUUUAUUGCUGCCCUUGAUGUACUUCAUCAGUAUUGCAAAGGUGCGUUGAUAAAGUAAAUUAUGACAAUAUUUAUCAAUUACAGGAACCUCCAUAUUGAGGAAUUUUAAAAAUUUUAAAGAGUUGGAGACAGAGAAGUUGGAGAAUCUAUUUAUUAUAAUUCUGAAAUUGGAAAAGUUUUUAAAAACGUUUGCAACUUUAGCGUGAUUAAAAAAGGAAAAAUGAACUAAUAAAAUACUUUAUUGGGUAUAAAGGGUACAGCAAAGUGACUUAAAAAAGGUGAGGGCAUUUUGAGCUUUAGCUAACACUGAGCUAAGUGAUGACCGGCUGCUUGAAACACCAUUUCUGGAACUGGAUCUUUAUUGUGGCCAAUACAAGUCAGUUUUGAUAAACUCAAAAGGUUUUAUCUCUCUCCUUCACCAGUUUCGUUGUGGUUCAGCUAAUAAUGUUAUCCUUGAGGACAAUUUUCACCAGUCUUGUUUCAUGUUCUGAGAGAUACAAUAAAAUUAUUUAUGGUAUGCUUAUAAAAAAAAUGAAGGAAUUACAAAACGCGUGUUCGUUUAGGGUCAGGGAAGCGUCAAGGAAUAGAAAUGAUUUUAUUGUUUUGGACACUUUUGCUAACUUUACAUACCAUACACAAUGUCAAUGUUCAAUGUAUUUUUCUCUUUAGAGGAUGCCCCAAACAAGGAGAUUUUGGUUCCAAAUAAUCCCAACAGAUGUAACUGUAUAAUUGAUAGAAUAUUCACUGGAGGUCUUCAAUCAGAUGUUACUUGUCAAGCAUGCAGGUAAGUAAGGCUAUUUUUCUCCAUUCCUUUCCCAUGUUGUUCAGGAGUUUAAGUAUCUACAUGUACAACGGUAACGGCAACGUAAACAUCACACAGAAGGGAAUUCGCGCUGCGUAAAACUUCUUGGCUCUGACAUUCCAUCUCGUUCAAUGAAAUGUUAGCGAAUUUUUCUCGAGUUGAAUUCCAAAAGCCUGGUGUUUCUAAGUUCAGAAAAAGAAAAAAUAAAUCUUUUUCUCGAGUUGUUCACGUCCUUCAUAAAACGUGAAAUUAGGACGUUUCACGUUGUAGUCGUGCAGUGACGGCAAAAAAGGUACCAAAAAAGCGUGCUGCACGUGCAAAGUUGUGUUGUUUUUACUAAUCUAUACCUAUUGCUUUUUUGCCGUUCUCGUUGCCGUCUCCGUAGCCGUUGCUAAAGCUUCUUAGUAGGCAGCUAGGCCCCGUCCACAACUGUCGUUUUUAUUGGAAAAAUGAUUUUUUUUAUCCCGUCUACACAAACCCGAUGAGAACACUCACCGGAAAAGUAACCUUUCAUAAACGCUCUCCGGAGGGUAAUUCCGUAAGUUUUCAUGAAAACAAAAUGAUCCAUGCGGAAUCCAGAAAAAUUACCGUAAUAAACGUGAUGACGAUAGUUUUUUGGAAGAGAUAGAAAAAAUAUUCGUUUUUAAUUAAAGAGGAUACGUUUGGACUCUGUUCAAGAUACAAUGAGGGAUUAUGACGAUGUCAGUAGCAAAAACAUGGCCUGUAAUGUGAAUUAGCUGUGAAUUUGUGUUCAUGCAAAUUUCAUCAUAAUUUUUUUAAUCCGCUAGAUUUGUCAGAAAGAGAUUCUUAGGGCGUGUAUUCAAGUUUAAAAAGGACAAAGGCUAAUUCGUGAAAGUCGGAAAUUUGUCUUUGUUUAGUUGUACUGGGCCGGGAAGAAAAAAGAACCAAAAAGUGUGAUUCACAGCAUGAGUUGUUGCUUUUCAAAAAUCGUAAAUUGUGUAAGUGAGGACCAACGUGACAAAACAGUAGUAAGGCAUCCAAAUGGAGGAUAUAGAUACGCAAAAAAUGCAAGGCUGAGUUAACAGUGCAGCUACUCGAUAGUCAUAAUUGGGCAAUAUUGCGAAAAGGCACUGUGAACUCGUUCUUCAAGGUCUUGCAAAUGCCUAUGGGUAAAAGCAAGCACUUGUUGUUUUCUUUAGGCCUAUUGCUUUUUUGAAUUUUUCGUUGCUGGCGUGGCUUCUUAAAAGUCCUACUGUAUGAGGAACGUGAGAAUUAUGAAGUCUUAAAAUGGCAUGCUAUUCUUUUAUAGGAGUGUGUCUACGACUAUUGAUCCUUUCUGGGAUAUCUCUUUGGAUCUUGGUAAUGUAGAUCAUAGUAAUGGGAAUGGAAAAAGCAGUUCAAAAAGCAGUUCAGGAGCCAACGAUAGCAGCUUCUAGUUGCCUGAGCCAACGAUACCAUGAGGAUCAACAGUACAGGCAGAUUUAGAAUGUCAACAGGCAACAAGGUGCUCUCCAGUAUAUUGGGAUUACGGAAAAGACUGGUCUAGCUGGACAUUCCUAACUGGUCUAAUAGACAUUCCUAACUAAUAAUGUUAAACAUCCUGGGUUUCACAUACACUGCAAGCAGUAUCUUUCUUUGUUAAGAUUUAGUGGGAAACUGCACAGGUGCGCGAGCGCGGUUUGUGCCUUCAGUCACGCGUGUGGUCAUUUCAUGUCUCCGUGUUUCGCUUGACGGACUAAGAGAAAAGAGAGACUGCUCGUAGUCUGGGUUCCACACUGUAGGCGUGGCUAUACUUUCGGAAUGUUGUACGUUUUAUUUUUCUUCCAUUGAAGCUAAAAUUAAAUUGUUAAUUGACUGUUUUUUUUCUUUCUCGUUGUGCAGAGGAAAUUGGUCAGUCUCAGCUUACAGAAGACAGUAGCCACCAUGAUGAAAGCUUCGUUCCCAAGUCACUUGUAGAUUGUUUAAGAAGGUAGAAAAAGAAUCUUCAAUGUUUUAUUUCUUCGUCUUGUCCUUAAGGCUAAUUUUAUUUUUGAUUUUCCCAAUGUGUAUAUAGUAGGUCUUGCGAAAAACCUCUGAAAAAUCUUUGGAAAAUAAAAUAACGAAAGAAUUAUAAUAAUGAAAGAAAUGAAACUUAGCAUUGUGGAUGCAAACGAUUAUUUUGUAAGAGCUGUUUUUUCAUACAGUGGAUUUUUACUGCCUUAUUGCAGGAAAAGCUCCGCCAGGUUAAUUUAACUGCCCCUUUGCAUCACCACUGCAUUGUUGUCAUAAAUACAAAUAAAUAGAUACAUUGUACACUUUGAUGUUUUUAUUAGAUUUACGAGACCCGAGAGACUAGGAAGCGAAGCAAAGAUAAAAUGUAGUCAAUGUCAGACAUAUCAGGUAACAGCCGUUUUUUAUUAAAUUUACGCUGAAAUUGUUACAUUUUUAUCAGUGAGGUAUGAACAGAUUUUCAAUGAGUGCUGUUUAGGUUUGAUCUUAGAUAGUGGUAUUACAGUUUGAAGUAAUUUAACACACAUUGCUUCGAGAAAUUGGACGCUCUUACGAUUUAAUAAGGAACAAUUGUUGCCAUAGAUAUAUGGCUCAACAAGGUCUCACAACGUUCUGACAUGUUGGUCCAACAUUUUCCAACAAAAUCCAACAUGGCCCAAUAUAUUGUUCAAACCAUCUAAUGCAAUAUUAGUUUAUGAUUUUGUAGAAAAAAGAGGGAUCUUGUUGAACGGGAUUCUAAGUGUCGUUUCUUGUUUGUAGGAAUCUACCAAGCAAUUAACUAUGAAAAAGUUACCUAUUGUAGUAUGCUUUCAUUUUAAGGUAAGCCUUACCCGUAUUUCUCAUGUCGGAUGUAUUAUUGGGCUGCCUGUGGCAAUGCUUAAUUGCGUUCUAAGAAUUGCGUUUGUCGGAAAAGGAAAAAAUGGUGGCCUUAUAACAAAGAAGGCGUUGCGUGUCCCGUCCCCCUGCGAUGGGGACGAUCAUUUGAUUUUUGCGGGUAGACGGGUUGUCAUUUCAGAUACAAACAAAUAGACUUAGAAUGCAAACAAAAUUCUGGCAUUAACUUAUAUUAUUAGUACUAUCUAAACUUCAAAGUCAUUCGUAGUUCGGCUUCAGUGGCCACAAAAAAUACAAUUAAAAAAUAAUGUGACUAUAAGUACAAAUUUAAGCUUCAGCUUUCGGGCCUUAGCAAAAUAUUAUACCACUGCAUCGCGUAGCCUGCGGUACAAUGUACCCUCAUUAUAGGGGUUUUGUUUAGUUUAGAGUUUCUCUUUUUCUACACCCUUCGAAACAUCCGCCUGCAUUCCUCCUACUCCUCGCAUACUAGAAUAACGCUUAAUUGGAGGUAAAUGUGAGAUAAAUAACAAUUUCAGUCGUUCUGGGUUUUUUUUAUCUUUCAGCGUUUUGAACACUCGAAGAAAUCUAAGAAAAUAUCUACGUACAUUCCCUUUCCCCAACAAUUAGAUAUGGCACCUUUUACCGCGUCAAGGUAUGUUAUUCCUUCAGAGUUUUUGUGUUCAGAGAGAAAAUUAUGUAUAUGAGAUAUUUUACGUUUCCAGUGGCAAAGGCUACGUUCACACGACAGUAUAAGGCACAGAAAUGGAACAAGUCGUUCGCACACAUCGAACAUCGCGCCGGAGUGGUUUGCCAAGAGGGGUUGGUGAACUAAAUCCCAGACCUCACUCCUGAAUAUUUACUUUCGUCUCAGUGGAUUCCAGUCUUCGCUCCUAUUUAUAUACUUCCGGUACGGUUCACACCUGUACGGUACGGUUCAUACCUGUUUACACUGUACUGACCAAAAAGAGACCACGAACCUAUCCGAUAAGUGACGCUCCUUUUUCGAGAUCGGCGCGGCGCAGUUUCGCUCCGUUACAGAGAUAACGCCUAAAUCACCGUUCUUAUGUCUGGACAGAAGCCCUACCCGGUGUUGUUUUCAUACUGGUGCAAAAGUUACAUGUUAUAGUGUGACCUCUUGAAGGCAAUGAUAUGGCUAAGCAUUUUGUAUUUCACGGCUAGCGAAGGAAGGAAAAGGGAUCAUGCGUUGUCCCACGUUUCUGUUAACGUCUCCAUGCAGGCCACUAAUCACGACUGUCAUUUAUAUGCAUUAGUCACCUUUGUCAAAAACGCCCCGUAUUUACAAAGUCUCUAUAAGAAGGCAAUAGGUUCUGUUUUAGAGAUGUGAUGUGUCAAAUGCCUUUUUCGGGCGAUACGGAGUACGUCAAACAUGUGAUUACGACAAACAAUGCCAUAACACCAGGUACAUUAGCUAAGGAUCAGUGGCUUUUCUAAUACCAAUAAUGAUCUCUUUUUUUUUUCAUCUUUAGGUUGAACGGUAAUGGUGCUAAUGAUCACAGUCAGUCUACCCUGUCAUGUGAUUCCAAGUAAGUUCUUGUCCCUGGCCUUAAAUAGUUUUUUUUAGAGGUCGACUUUCUGCCUGGACAAAUAUAGCUGUCGGAACUAUACAAGGCUGACUGCUCUAAGGAAAAUUAAAGGGAGCCCAGUGCUCUGAAACUGUAAAAUCCAGGGUGCCCAGCAUAUGAUUUGUAUGAAAAAUCUGAGAUUUUCUAGUUGCCUGAGGGCAAAAGUUAGGCGCCAGUGGCCACCGGGCGCUGCUAGAGCACAGCCCUGCUAUAUGCCGUCAGUAAUUGACAAUUAGAGGCUCCACGUGAGACAGAGUCGGUGAUUUGUUGAAUUGAACUGUGGGACAUUUUGAUCCAGUUUCCUGUGCAACCUCGCAGUUGCCAAUAACAGGAGCGAUAGAGUCCCCAAAACAUUCCCAUGGUGCCAGUCGACACAGCACUGCCUCAUUCUCACGUGCAAUGCACCAUUUUCACAAUGUCAUAAUAUACCAUGUUUAUCGCUCAAAAUUUUGCAUACCGUAUUUCAUCGAAUAACAGUCGUCCAUCGGUUAAUCGCCUCCCUCGAAUAAUCGCCCGCCCUCUCGCCAUCUCUUCCUUUUAUCUCCUCUCUGUCAAGCUCAAGUGCAACGAGAUCCAGCAAAACUGAUCAGUGACUAUUAACGCUCUGAAAAUUAAUCAAGGAACUAAAUUUUUAACACUUAAAAAGUCCAUGUCCAGGUUAUUUUAUGUGAUUAUUUGUAGAUUUUAUGGGAAAAUAAAACGAAAUAUUAUUGGCACGACUUCCAGUAAGCACUAUUUGAAAUAAUCACUUCCCUGGAAUAGUCGCCCCCUUUUUGUGCGAAAAAAAGGGGGCCCGGCUAUUAUUCGAGGAAACCAGUCUUUCCAGUUUUUCCAGGGUAUUACAUUCGUCCCAAGAGAGAUCGUAUACAAUGCUUAAGUAAAAUUUUGCGGUGUAAGCAAGUUGCAUCGAGUCACUUGAAUUUCAAAAGAAAUGGUCCAGUAUUGUUACAUUUAAGACUAUAUUUAUGCAUUGAAACUGUUUCCCGUCGUCUGUUGUAACGGAUCGCAAUGAUGGACAUGGACUGAAACUUGAAAACGUUGGGUCAGCAUUUUUAAGUUUUAAUGACAUGCCUGCAAAAAUCGCCGAAAAUCACAACAGAGUUACCUUUCUUAUCAAUUAUGUAUUGUGUUUUUGUUUGUUUUUCCAGAUACACAUUAUUCGCGGUAGUAAAUCACAGUGGUACACUGGAAGUCGGACAUUACACAAGUUUCAUUCGCCAACAACAGCAGGUUUGAAACUCAUGAGCUCUUACGUACCAGAAGUGGGUAGAGUGACCAACGAGUACUUGGAAGGUCUUGGGUUCAAAUUGUGUUUGGGACUCGUUUUUUUUUCUGUCUAACGCUUGCGAUAACGCCACUUUUAUUUAUUUACCAAGCUUACCAUCUACCAUCUUUCAUUCUUCAUCGCUACACAGCAUCUAUUCAGUGGACACUGCUUGUCCCAGCUGCAGCAUGCAGGAGGAGUAGGGAUGGCGCAGUGGUGAGAGCACUCGCCUUCCACCUAUGUGGCCCGGGUUCGAUUCCCGGACUCGACGUCAUAUGUGGGUUGAGUUUGUUGUUGGUUCUCUUCUCUACUCCGAGAGGUUUUUCUCCGGGUACUCCGGUUUUCCCCUCUCCGCAAAAACCAACAUUUCUAAAUUCCAAUUCGAUCCGGAAUGCUCGAGCGUUUUAUACAUAAGCCCCUGGCUCGGGAGAUUGGGCAACCACUCCUCACGCUAUCGAGCUUAAAUAAUUAAAAAACAAAAUUAGAACGCCGUCACUUAUGAACCUAAUAAAUGUUGCAUCUUACCUUCCCUAGUCCCAAGACCUCAAAAUUUAAGCCCCGCAGUCAGUGCGUCUCGGAAGGGUCUCGUGAUGAGAAGAGGAAGUGGCCCUUCGUCUCUGUUCAAUACUUCUCCGAAAACUAUAACAAGUGUGAGGGCCAGGGAAGCCGUAUAGGAGCUAGGGGAAAAACAUACAAAAGUUGUCUUGAAUGUCGCUUAGCUCCCUAGUUACAGCACUCAAUCAGUAUCGAGGGAUAUCAUGGGUUUAUAUUCCAUCUGGUCUCAAAUAUAUUGCCUUUGUGGUACGCUUGGAAGAUAAUCUGUCCUUUUGGUAUUUUUGUAUUUCGACUUCAAUUUCAAAUUCCAAAAUAACUGUCAACUUCACACUGAUUUUCUAAACAUUUUUGUGCAUUGUGUUCCUCAGUGGUUCAAAUGCGAUGAUGCUUGGAUAACUAAAGCAACCUUGGAUGACGUUCUUCAAAGUGAAGGGUGAGUUUUGGCAACAAUCUGAAAAUAUGAUGGAUAUGAGGAGUCAUCAAGGAAAGACUAGUUUCGAGAAAAGAAAUUUGAUUUUAACAAGUCUGUAUUAAAUGCCCUGGAGACCUGUACGGCAGUGUCUUUUCUUGUAGCAGAUUGUUAGAGCUGCAUAGGGAAAAGCAAUCUUUUUUUUUUGUUACGGGUGCUGGUUUUAGGUCAUUUUGCACAAUUCAAACCAUCUGUCCACUUCGUCGUGUUUGUUAGUUGCUGAUGCGGUUUUGCAGGUCACGUUGUCAAUCUCAUUUGACCCCGGGGUAUGGAAUUUUUAAUUAGAAUUGAUCACUCUAGUACAACGAACAAGACAAGGUUGUACUUUUUAGUACACGUCACUUUUGUGGUUGCUAAAAAUGAUAACAAUAUGGAAGUGGAGACUGCAUGCUGUCAGUUUUAAUGCUUAAAACUACUCUCUUGAGGAAACGUAAGCACCAAGAGCCUGUUUUUGUUGUUUACUUUCUAACAUUAUUUUUUACUACCGUUCCAUUUCAGAUAUCUACUGUUUUAUCACAAGAAAAUCCUAGAGUACGAAUAAUUAAAGAAACUGAUUAAUUAGGUGUUCUAAGAUAAGUAGCUUUAUACAGGUUGUGAAACUCUUGUCGCCAGAGCAACCAAAGCGCGGGAAAAGUUGCGAAUACCCUAACCCGAAUGACGUAGGUCUCGCUUCUGACUGGUUAAAAAAUCGCGCUUACUUUUAGUGGUCAGAUUUUUGUACCCAGUUACAAAAUUUAGCAAGCGCAAGAAGACGAAACAAUUUAUUACUUAGAGGUCAGUCUAGUCGGUGUUAUUUCUAGUACCGAUCGUAUUUGAAACGAUAAAUGUUCACUCUUUGUACAAAUCCUUUUCUAUCCAUUUUGGUGAAAUUUGUACAUGCCAACCAGAUCUUAUGGUCGAUGUAGUAUGAAUUUAUGAUGAAAUGCUUUCUUGGAGAAUGAUCGUUCUAAAGACGUAGUUACCUUGUAAAGUUUGAUCAAUCACAGCUGCGAACGAUAAACAGUAGCCAAUCAUAACUCAAACAAAAACGCGCAACAGGUUUCAAGCACGGGAAAAGGCAUCCUUCUCUCAAGAAGGUGAAUUCUGUAAAGUGUUAUUGAGAAGUAAUUCUUUAACGUAGAACUUCACUGUUCAGCUUUUAAACAAGCAACAAUCUAACCUCUGUCGGCAAACAUGGCUCAAAAUAGCUUUUCAGGGGACAAAAUGUUUUCUUCGAACCUUUUCAAAAUACAUGCGAGGUGAUAUCGGACUUGUGUUUGUUUUUGAUUGAUGAAAUUAAUGGCUCUUAUUUUUUUUACCAUCUCUAUCACCCAAAAAUAGUUGAAGGAAAAAUUAAAAAAAAAAAGGAACUAAUGAUAAUUUUGUACAUUUUUGCUAAAUCAAAGCAUAUAAAACAAUAAACGAUAAAGGCUCAAAGAUCUUUCGUUUGAGGGGCUUUGCUAUAGUUUAACCUUGAAUGUUCUAAAAAUUAAAUCACGUUAUUCAGUUAGCUAUUCCUGUUUCUUAUCGAGAAAAGCUGAAGUAAACCUUAUUUCCUGUCUUCUUCCUUUCCAAAACUUUCUAAAAGAAAGACAGUUAAUUAUAGUUUUUUAAUUUUUGGCCACCGCAAAACCAGUCUUGACAAUGGCAAUAAAAAGAAACAAUUUUGUGCCGAGAAUGGGGUAAAUUAUGGGAACGUCUAUGACAUGUUCUUUAUGUGCUAUCAAUCUUUGUGUAAGUUAGUUUUGUAAGUAACUUAACU
Porites lobata is the source of this 15074-nucleotide messenger RNA. The record is from the annotation of a GenBank genome assembly. NCBI's taxonomy places the organism in Eukaryota, Metazoa, Cnidaria, Anthozoa, Scleractinia, Poritidae.